Penaeus vannamei (Pacific white shrimp) is the source of this 790-nucleotide messenger RNA. The record is from RefSeq and is a predicted model, not a curated record. Lineage: Eukaryota; Metazoa; Arthropoda; Malacostraca; Decapoda; Penaeidae.
UCCAAAACAAAGCGACCCACAAAGGCGGCGAGAAACACAACUAGUCAUCAUGUCUAAUGUCCCUGUAAAAGGAAAAAGAAGUGUAGUCAGGAAUGUAGAUAUUGAAGAGCUGCUGUCAGCUCAUCGUGGCAUUGAGGAAAUCAUCGGCUCAUUUAAGGAAGAAGACAGUGACGGAAUUAUUGAUGUGACAACCCAUCUCAGUGAGGGUUUGAACACGUCGAUUUCUUCCCAGCAUGUGAAUGAAUUCUUAAAUGAUGUGUCCGUGUUGGCUGAUGCGCAAAAGGAACUGAUCAUCAUAAAGGAGAAGAUGACGAGAGCGGUUCAAAAUGAGAAGUCUUCAGCAUUAACUCACAAUGAGAUACUUGGUGAUCGGAUUUUCUGGUGCCGUGAGGCAGAGCUGCACAUGCGAACCGUCAUUGAAAACAAGGACCUACUGAUUUACCAUCUCCAACAACCUUUAAUUGCAAACUUCCUCACGAUGCAUCACCAGUAUCACAAAGACCUAAUUAUAUUGAUUGGAGAACUAGCCGAUAACUUAAAUAAUGUGUGCUCUCACAUACGCUUGAUAGAGGACCAUGCUCAGAACUCUUUCCUUCAGAGAUCAGACACCUACAUCAGCCACGUUACAAAGGUUGUGAUGGAAUUGAGAAAUACAAUAAGUGACAUCACAAACCUUCAAGCAUUAGUGAUUGGGAUGCUUGAAGCUCAAAAGUAAAGUACACGUGUGUGUGUGUGUGUGUGUGUGUGUGUGUGUGUGUGUGUGUGUGUGUGUGUGUGUGUGUGUGUGUGU